Messenger RNA from Armigeres subalbatus, 2036 nucleotides. Its product is annotated as pre-mRNA-processing factor 17. Bases 169 to 1947 code for a protein of 592 amino acids. Gene Ontology annotation, cellular component: catalytic step 2 spliceosome. NCBI's taxonomy places the organism in Eukaryota, Metazoa, Arthropoda, Insecta, Diptera, Culicidae. Gene Ontology annotation, molecular function: mRNA binding; protein binding. Gene Ontology annotation, biological process: mRNA splicing, via spliceosome. The record is from RefSeq and is a predicted model, not a curated record. The transcript has 4 exons.
UUGCAACCGACUCGACUACCCGAAUACGUAAACAAAACGAUUUUACAUCGCCAGGUUUCGUUAUUUUCAUCUGUUUCCUAAAAAAGUGUAAAUUAGAACGAUUAGAGCUAUUUAAAUUUGUAGAUUAUAAUAUUAGUUAAUGUAAAAACACUACAAGAACUUGUGAGAAUGUUGAGUCUUCAAGCGUACGCUAGCGGAAGUGGCAGUAGUGAUGGAAGCAGUGAUGACGAUUCGGAAACCGAACAGCGUCAGGCGGUUGGCAGCAAAGCAGUUGUUCCAACCGAUGAUGAAAUGGCGCAUCUGAAGCCCAUCAAGGAUCAAUCUAUGUCCGUGGCAAAGUCGUUGCAAGUCUGUGCAGCACCGAUAGUCGUUCCUACGGAACAAGCGGAUGUUUCGCGAAUGUUGGCUCCCAGUAUUAGUGAAUUGCACUACAAUCCUCGGUACGAAGAAUUGUUUGCUCCAGUAGCAGGUCCAGCUAACCCCUUCCUAACGGAACAGAUGAAAGCCCCAAAAAACACCAUAACAGGCUUCGUCGAAAAGGCGCACAUCAGCGAUUUCCAGUUCGAUAAUCAGCGGAAAACAUUCCACAGCUUUGGGUACGCAUUGGACCCAUCGGUGGAUACGAGCCAGGCCGGUUCAGAUGCAGGGCCAAGCUAUGUGGGACAUUUGCAAGCGGCCUACGACACCGAUGGCAAAACGGUCUUCGAGUCGAGCAAACCCAAUCGAAACGGCGACAAGCGGAAGCGUGUCAAGAAUGCCAAUCCGGAAGAUGUAGAAGGCUUCUUGGGACCAUGGGGAAAGUUUGAAGACGAGGAAACGGUUUCGCGUCCCAGCGAACAAGAACGUGCCGAGAUCGAAGAGAUGAUGGCCAAAAAGCAACGAAGGAAUCGUGUCACGGAAGAUAAACCGAUCGAGGAGAAGUCCGUUCUGCAUAUUAAGGAUUCGGUCGAUUAUCAGGGUCGGUCAUUCUUACAUCCGCCACAUGAUUCUGGGGUUAACUUACGCAAAAGCAGUGCCCCGGAUCGGUGUUUUCUGCCGAAGGCUCACAUUCAUACGUGGACCGGGCAUACAAAGGGCAUUUCUGCCAUCCGGUGGUUCCCUGUGUCGGCUCAUUUGCUCCUGUCAUGCAGUAUGGAUGCGCGCAUCAAAAUCUGGGAAGUGUAUAACGAGCGAAGAUGUGUUCGGACUUAUUCGGGCCAUAGACAAGCUGUUCGUGACGUCAGUUUCAACAAUCGAGGCGACCGGUUUGUUUCUGCCGGAUACGAUCGUUACCUAAAGCUGUGGGAUACAGAAACCGGAGAUGUGAUAUCACGGUUUAGCUCUCGUAAGAUUCCGUUCUGCGUCAAGUUUCAUCCCGAUUUCAAUAAGCAACAUUUGUUCGUGGCCGGAACGUCUGAUAAAAAGAUCAUUUGUUGGGAUACACGCAGUGGCGAUAUCGUACAGGAGUACGAUCGACAUCUGGGUGCCGUCAACACUAUCACCUUCGUCGAUGAGAACCGUCGAUUCGUCACCACCUCGGACGAUAAGAGUUUACGAGUAUGGGAGUGGGACAUUCCAGUGGAUAUGAAAUACAUUGCGGAUCCCACGAUGCACUCGAUGCCGGCGGUCACCCUAUCACCGAACGGAAAGUGGCUCGCCUGUCAGAGCCUGGACAACAAGAUCGUCAUCUUCUCGGCCAUUAAUCGGUUCAAGAUGAAUCGAAAGAAGACCUUUACCGGACAUAUGGUAUCCGGCUAUGCCUGCAAUUUGGACUUUUCUCCUGAUAUGAGUUACUUGGUGUCUGGCGAUGGCGAUGGGAAAUGCUACAUUUGGGACUGGAAGACGACCAAGCUGUACAAGAAGUGGCAAGCGCACGAAAACGUUUGUAUUGCGACGCUGUGGCAUCCACACGAAGCAAGUAAGCUUGUGACGGCUGGUUGGGAUGGAGUUAUCAAGUACUGGGACUAACACAGUAGUGGAUAAUAUCAACGUAGUCAUGAGUGAGUAUGUGGGAAAUGUAUGGUGAAGAAUAUAUGAACGACAUUGCAGAAAAAUUA